AUGACGGCGGGAUCCCUGGACGCGGAGAAGACCAAGGAGGCCUGCGCCGAGGUGCUGAAGAUCGGCAAGGACGCCCGCGCCCGCACCCGUGCGGGAGAUAGCACGAGGAAGGGGUGCCCGGCAGCCUCCCAGGAGGCGGCGGAGCUCGGCGCUCCUGCGGCCGACCGCCAGCUGGCCCUCGCCCCCGCCGUCACGGGCGCCAGACGCGAUCGACUCGAGCCGAUCGAGUCAGCGAGCUCGGAGCUGCUCGCGUCGGGGCGCGGGGCCGCUGGCCCGGGCCCGGCGGCGGCGCAGUGCGCGCUGGACGGGGACGUGGCCCUCCGCGGCAUGCACGUGUGCCGUGCGUACGACGCCGAGGAGCUGCACUCCACCGUCAGGGAGCUCGGGCCGUUCCUCGGUGCGCGCCCCGGAGUCCGAGCCCUCGUGGUCGAUCCCCACUCCAUCGCAUUCUGCUUUCGUGGCGACCUGGUGCCGAACCUGCCCCAGAGGGCCAGGGUUCUAGACUUCGCGGCCCUGCUGAAGAGGUACAGCACAGAGUACGGCUUGGUCGUGGUCGUCACUAACCACAUGACCACCAGGUUCCACCGUGGCAGCGACAGCGGAUGGCUGGCGCCCGCGCUGGGGGAGACGUGGGGGCACCAGCCCAACACGCAGCUGCAGCUCGAGAGGGUCUGCCAAAGCGCGAUGGCCAGCAGCCCCCUGGGCGUGGCGACCAUCACGAAGUCCGCCGAGCUCGCCGCUGGCCGCCGGUGUCACUACUGCAUCAGCGCAGCGGGAAUCCGCGACGCAGAGCCGCAGGCAGCUGACCAGGAGGCCGCGGUCGCCAAGUGGGCGCAGCUGGGGGCCGCGCAGCUGCCCCCGCUGGGGCGGCCGGCGGCAGCAGCGCUGGCCGCCUUCUAG
Molecule: messenger RNA, 900 nt
Organism: Prorocentrum cordatum
Lineage: Eukaryota; Dinophyceae; Prorocentrales; Prorocentraceae
Source: the annotation of a GenBank genome assembly